This is a messenger RNA of Rubroshorea leprosula, 1024 nucleotides long. Lineage: Eukaryota; Viridiplantae; Streptophyta; Magnoliopsida; Malvales; Dipterocarpaceae. The record is from the annotation of a GenBank genome assembly.
AGAACCCAAAUCCGGGGACGUGACAGACGUCGUACACUCGUGAGACAGGUCCCACAAGUGCACAAGGCUCGGAACUUAUCAUAUCACAUCUAAUACCAUCAAAAUCUGAAGAUCAAAUCUUUAAAAUUUAUACCGAUAACAUAAAAUCUCCAAAUACAAGAUCAUGAUUUAUAUCUAAAAAUCUAUAUCAAUCUCGAAAUGGCUAGCUUUUUAACUCGUCACUUCCCGUUGUUUCCUCGUCCUCGGUUUCAUUUCCUGAAAUGGUGGACAAGGAAAACUAUGAGAUAAACUCAGUAAGUAAAUAUGGAAUGCCCCUUAUUUAAACUUAUAGCAUGCCACAUGUGCAAUCACGCAAAACGGAUACAGUACGGGAACGAAAUAGACGUCUCCUCUAUAGUAAGUGUUAGAAUAGAGAAUGGCAUCAUCGACGCAAAGUGCAAUCUCAUCUUAUUAAGAACGGCUUCAUGGAUGGGUAUUUUAUUUGGAAAAGACACGGAGAAAUUAUUCAUAGAAAACGGUUUUGCACCGAAGCGGGUGAAUCAUCAAGUGCCGCUGCUGCUGCUGUUGCUAUGAAUAAUAUUCCAAGUGUCGAUCAACUCAGAGACAUGCUUCAUGAUGCCAUGGGACCAAACUUUUUUAAUAAUGAAAAUAGUGCCACAGGGGUAGAAGAUGCAACACAAUUUCAUGCUAGUUUUGAUGAUCCAUAUGGUGUUAGUAUAGAAUCGAUAUUUGAGGAGCUAGGAGGAGAUGCAAAAAAGUUCUUUGAUCUUUUGCGAGCAACUGAUACACCUCCUUUUAAAGGGUGUGAUGAUGGUAUCACUGUCUUAAACUGGUGCCAAGAAGAUGUUGAGGCGUCUGGGUCCCCGGUAUAAAAAGUAUGAUGUUUGUGUGAACAAUUGCAUUUUGUAUUAUGGAGAAUAUGAAAGUCAGUGUUAUUUACAGUGCCCGGUAUGUGAAGAGCCAUGAUUUAAGCAGCAUGAUGUGCAUUCUGCUAAGCCUAUACCAAGAAAGUCUUUGUGGUAUC